Messenger RNA from Wickerhamiella sorbophila, 2292 nucleotides. Its product is annotated as putative ferric reductase transmembrane component. The transcript has a single exon. Bases 1 to 2292 code for a protein of 763 amino acids. Gene Ontology annotation, biological process: copper ion import; iron ion transport; intracellular iron ion homeostasis. Lineage: Eukaryota; Fungi; Ascomycota; Dipodascomycetes; Dipodascales; Trichomonascaceae. Gene Ontology annotation, molecular function: ferric-chelate reductase activity. The record is from RefSeq and is a predicted model, not a curated record. Gene Ontology annotation, cellular component: plasma membrane.
AUGGAGAAAAAGGUCGGCAGAGGUGGUUUACAAGCCGUCUCGGUCUGGUUCACGGUCGCUAUACGUACUUCCAGUAGAUCACGCAGAAUCAGAGUCCUGCAGGAUCUCUGGGUCCCCGCAGGAAUCCGGCAUCAGCAGCCCCAUCAGAAUCAGUCUUUAAAAUGGUGCCUUGAACCCCCUCCACGUAUUUGGAUCUCCGUUUCCAGGAACUCAGUAAUGUUACGUCUUUUUUAUUUGUUGCUAGCCACGCUAGUGGCAGCAGAUGCCAGGGUUGAUCUUUGGUACUGGCCCUGCUCAGAAAUCAUCAUUUCAAACCAGGCCGUCGCAAAGCUGGCCACGUCGCCUUUAUUUGACUUUCAGAUCAAGGCGAUGUGCCAAAACAGAGAUGCUUUGAUCAGUCUCUACCAAUGCUUCGAUGGACUGGGUGAGCUCAUGCAAGAUAAAAUAGGGAUUGAUAAAGGAAUCAAACUAAGUUGGGACUACAUUAAUUACGAGUGCAAGGAAGUCAAUACAACUGUACUAUACACUUAUGAUGAGAUUAAGCCAAUUUGGGAGAACAACAAGCCCACUCAGGACUUCUAUACGGCUAAUCAAACUGGCAGUGGCACAUUCACCACCCCGCGCAACAUGACAGACGGCCUGAUGUGGGCGACUUUCGGUAAAUACACAAACAUUUGGACCUCCUUCGCCUACAGUGAAGCUACGGUCUACUAUGUUAUGGGCUGCAUGUGCUUGGGUGUUAUUUUCAACUUCAUGAGCUGGAUUACCCCCAAGCUUGCAGGCGCUGCUGCAAACUCUUGGCCCUCUCGUCAGGUUCGCCGUUAUGUGACUAUGCCCGCUACUUUUGGUCCUCGUGUUAGCUACUGGUUCUCCUUCUAUGGUCAGCGGCUUCCUGUUAUCAUGCUUAUCGGGUACUUUAUUCUCUGUUUGGUUCUGUACUUUCCAACCUAUGAGAUUUAUACCUACAAGUGGCUUCCUCACAGAUACCAAAUCUGGGGCUGGUUUAUUGGUGUGAGGUCCGGCUACUUUUGCAUGUACAAGUUACCGUACCUCUUCUUAUUUGGUGGUCGCAACAAUAUUCUGAUCUGGCUCACUGGCUGGGAUAUGAGCGUUUUCAACAUCUGGCAUAGGUGGAUUGGACGAUUGGCCACAAUUGAUGCCAUUGUUCAUUUCGUCGCCUGGAGUAUCUACUACCAAACCACAAUCGGUAAAACCUGGAAAUUACUGUACUGGGUUGAAGGUGUCAUUGCUAUGAUCGCGAUGAUUAUCAUGUGUGUUCAAGGAUGGGUUUAUAUUCGCCGUUUCGCAUACGACUUCUUUGUUCUGCUGCACAUUGCUUUGGCUAUUGUAACCAUUGUUACGCUGUAUUACCAUGUGCUUUAUGUUGAUGAGACACUAGAGUUGUGUUAUGCCGUGUUCGCCAUUUGGGGCUUUGACCAUGCCGCUCGUCUUGCCCGUCUUGUUAUGCAUGGCGUAAGUAACGCUACUGUGGUUGAAACUGCUGAUGAUUUCCUCACAUUCACUGUUCCUCAUAAUGGCCCCAUCAAAGCUUAUGCCGGCUCGCAUGUUUAUAUUCACAUCUGUCAUCCUCUAUACUUUUGGCAGUCUCAUCCUCUUUCUAGUCAUGAAACGCCUGAGGGCAUCAAGCUUGUUUGCCGUGUUCGCAAUGGUCUCACCAAGAAGAUCCGUGAUAUGGUGCGUAGUAAAGGUGGCGAGAGAAACUUCAAGAUUCUCGUUGAUGGCCCCUAUGGUGUUCCUGUGAAUACUGGAAGCUAUGACGAGGUUGCCUACUAUGCUGGUGGCAUUGGUAUCACCGCUAUUUACUCUCACAUCACGAAGCGUUUCAACUCUGCUACCAAGCAGCUCGCUUCCUUGCAUUGGGUCAUUCCUGAUCGUCGUCCUCUUUUGGUCUUCGAGAAAGAGCUCAAGACCCUGGCAGCGAAUAAUGUCGCUGUUCAUGUUCACAUUGACCCUCUUCCAGGUGCCACAGUCGAUGCCUUGCCCCCAAUGACCGAAGAGCUUUCGUCUAUAUCUGAAAUGAGCGAUGAUCUAAAAUUAGCAAUCGACACUGCAGAAAACUCCGUGACAGAAAACAUUGGUGUUCAAGAGCACAAUGGUCGGCCUGAUCUCUCCACUCUUAUCUCGGAGCAGAUCCGCGAAUCCCAGGGGUCGCUUCUUGUCAUGUGCUGUGGUCCCAGUCCUAUGAACCUCAUGGCUCGCUCAACUGUUGCGAACAACCUUAACUUGACCCGAAACUACAUUCAGUAUUUCGAUGAAGGUUUUGGCAUGUAG